AUGAACAGGCUAUAAGAUACAGCUACUCACGGGCCCAUGCACCUGACCACGCACGACCUGUCCCCUACCUCCCUCAUUGUUCCUUCCUAUGAACAACAAAACAUUCUUCUUCAAACUUUUGAAGACCAUGCCCCAAACUUUUUUGACUCGGCUCUGAUGAUGAAUUCUCACCAAACGCAUUAAUUGAUUAAUGAUUUAAAGAGCUUCUGCAAGAGUGAGAAUCCAUCAUUGUCACAAGAUAGCUUCAUGAGCCAUUCGGGUAUCUUUAAUAUUACUUCGGGUAAGAGAAGCCCACCUGUUGUGAGGGAGGGUAAUUAAAAAGAAAGAUCAGUAUUGACAAAUUUUCCUAAAUAAGUUGCUGAUGGUUCUUAACAUAUUUAUCAAUCCACUUCUAAUAAAUAGAAUUCGUUAUCAUAUAAUAACAACAAGAGACAUAAACCAUAGAUUGCAAAAAAACUUAAUUUAUUCCACGGCUUCCACAAGUCCUCAAGUAAAGUGCCUUAACUCUAAUCACCACUAAUAAUAUAAGACUAGCAAAUUUAAAAGGAUAAGGCUAAAAUAUUAUGCUCAAAUAUAAAAUUGAAUGACCCCCGCAUUUUCAUCAAACAUUUUAAGGCUAAAAAAAACUUUUUUAAGAUCCGAUCGGGAGAGCAUCUCCGUGUAUUUGACUAUAGCCAUCAGUGUAAAUAACGUCUUACCAGAUACAAAUGUCAGAUGUCCUCCUUCACCUCUGAGAGUAUGAAUGAGUGUGUGUCUUCCAAAUUCUAUCUUAAAAAUCUCUAAACUUUGCAAUAGAAUAGCAAUCCAGAAAUCUAAAUAAACCAAUAGAAUCUUAACUUGUUAUGUCCUGAGCUCCCUUUGUCAUCUUUGCAAGAUAUAAGUCAUCACUCAGAGGAAGACAUUAACAUUAGAGAGCAGAAUUUUAAUUAAAGCUUAGACAAUCAAAAUAAUCACAGUCAGCACAACAACAACGAGAGAUCAGUUUCUUCAUCUUCUUAAAUGGCUGAGUCAAGUAACAACAGCGGAAGUAGCAGCAUCAGCAGAACCAGUAGCGAGGACAGAACAUUGUUCAGAAUUUUCACAGGUUUACACGUUUUUUCUGUAAAUACUACAUAGUAAUUAUCUACUACUGCUUCAAACUGA
This is a messenger RNA of Stylonychia lemnae, 1143 nucleotides long. The record is from the annotation of a GenBank genome assembly. NCBI's taxonomy places the organism in Eukaryota, Ciliophora, Spirotrichea, Sporadotrichida, Oxytrichidae.